Molecule: messenger RNA, 1878 nt
Organism: Cladophialophora psammophila CBS 110553
Lineage: Eukaryota; Fungi; Ascomycota; Eurotiomycetes; Chaetothyriales; Herpotrichiellaceae
Product: leukotriene A-4 hydrolase
Exons: 1
Coding region: 1-1878 (625 amino acids)
Biological process (GO): proteolysis
Cellular component (GO): cytosol
Molecular function (GO): epoxide hydrolase activity; metallopeptidase activity; aminopeptidase activity
Source: RefSeq, a predicted model, not a curated record
AUGGCAACCACCAUUCACACUCCCCGUGACCCGAACACCCUCUCCAACUACUACAACUGGCGGACACUCCACACCUCCACUAGCUUGGAUAUUUUGUUCGACGAGCAGAAGUUGAAAGGCAGUGUUACUCACAGCUUAGAAUCCAUCACAGAUGGCGAUAGUGACGAAAUCUUGCUUGACUGCAGCCAUGUCCAGAUACAUGGCGUCAAGGCCGACGGCAAACCAGUCGAGUGGGAGUUGCUCAAACGGCUCGAGCCAUAUGGCAGCCCCCUGAAGAUCAAACUCCAACGUAAGCCGCACCUGAAGGAGAAGAUUGACAUCGAAAUCAACCUGGAAACGACGCCCUCGUGCACCGCCCUUCAGUGGCUGACGCCGGCCCAGACUUCCAGCAAGAAGCAUCCGUAUAUGUUUUCACAAUGUCAAGCCAUACACGCCCGAUCGAUCUUCCCAUGCCAAGACACCCCAGACGUCAAAGCAACAUUCGAUUUCCAGAUCAAAUCCCCGCUGCCGGUCAUUGCAUCGGGAAUCGGUGCGAAUGGCAAUCCAUCGUCCCCAUCCCACGACGGAUCCUCUCAACUCUUCAAAUUCCACCAGAAGGUGCCCAUUCCCUCGUAUCUGUUUGCUAUCGCCAGCGGUGACAUCGCGUCGGCCAAAGUUGGCCCUCGAAGUAUCGUUGCUACGGGGCCCGAUGAGCUCAAAGACUGCAGAUGGGAGCUGGAAGAGGAUACGGAAAAAUUCCUUCAAGCAGGUGAAUCACUCGUCUAUCCAUACGCUUGGGGUGAGUACAAUGUCCUGGUUCUCCCUCCAUCAUUCCCCUAUGGUGGCAUGGAGAACCCCGUCUACACUUUCGCCACACCUACAAUCAUCUCCGGAGAUCGACAAAAUGUCGACGUGAUCGCUCACGAAUUAUCCCAUUCCUGGUCUGGCAAUCUUGUCUCCAACGCCUCAUGGGAGCAUUUCUGGCUGAACGAAGGCUGGACAACGUAUCUUGAACGACGUAUCCAAGCCAUCGUACAUGGCGGCGACCAGUGGCGCGAUUUCUCAGCUGUGAUCGGGUGGAAGGCGCUCGAGCAAUCCAUCAAUGAGCAAUUUGGCGAGCAACAUGAGUUCACGAAGCUCGUUAUCGAUUUGAAGGGCAAGGACCCGGACGACGCGUUCUCAAGCGUCCCGUAUGAAAAGGGGUUCAUCUUCCUGUACUACAUUGAGAAACUGAUCUCAAAGGAGCAAUUCGAUAAAUUUAUCCCGCACUACUUUGAGACUUGGCGGGGCAAGUCACUCGAUAGCUACGACUUCAAGCAGACACUGCUCGAUUUCUUCAAACCCAACGGCACCGUUUCGCGAAAGCUAGCCACCAUCGACUGGAAUACCUGGUUCUACAAGCCAGGCUUCCCGCCCAAACCCGACUUUGACACAUCGCUCGCUGAUCAAUGCUACCGCCUCGCCGAUCAAUGGGAGAAAUUCACUGCGAACCCCAAUCCGGACUUUGGACCAAACAAAUUCGACAUUGAUGGCUGGUCGGCGAACCAAAUUGUUGUGUUUCUCGAGAAAUUGCUCACGUUUGCAGACAAAUUGCCCCAGCCGCACGUCAACUACAUGGGCUUCAUCUACGACCUGAAGGAGACGAGAAAUGUCGAGAUAUCGGCGCGGUACUACCAAGUUGCGAUGAAGGCCGGAGACUGGACGAUCAAAGGAUUCGUCACGAAGCUCCUGGGCAAGGUGGGUCGGAUGAAGUUUGUCCGGCCGUUGUACAAAGGAUUGAUGAAGAUGGAUUAUGAGCUGGCGGUGGACACGUUUGAGAGAAACAAAGACUUUUACCAUCCGAUUUGCAGAGGCCUGGUGGCGAAGGAUCUAUUUGGGAGUAAACAAGAAAAGAAGUAA